AUGCCUGAAUAUAGAAAGACUGCAAUUCUCUCGGUUUACGACAAAACCGGCCUCUUAGACUUGGCCAAAGGUUUGGUUGGUGCAAAUGUUCGUCUAUUAGCAUCAGGUGGUACUGCAAGAUUAUUACGUGAAUCCGGCUUCCCCGUUGAAGAUGUUGAAUCCAUUACACAUGCUCCGGAAAUGUUGGGCGGUAGAGUCAAGACAUUGCAUCCUGCUGUUCACGGUGGUAUUUUGGCUAGAAACAUUGAAUCCGAUGAAGCUGAUCUAAAGGAACAAAACAUUGAGAAGGUUGAUUUUGUUGUUUGCAACUUGUAUCCUUUCAAGGAGACCGUUGCCAAGAUUGGCGUCACCAUUCCAGAAGCAGUUGAAGAAAUCGAUAUCGGUGGUGUUACUCUUUUAAGAGCAGCCGCAAAGAACCAUUCCAGGGUUACCAUUCUCUCCGAUCCAAGGGACUAUCCGGUGUUUUUGGAGGAGUUGAGCAAAGAUGCAGAAAUCUCAAAGGAACUGAAACAAACCUUGGCAUUGAAGGCUUUUGAACACACUGCCGACUAUGACACUGCCAUCUCCGAUUUCUUCAGAAAGAAGUACUCCGAGAACAAGGCACAAUUACCCCUCAGAUACGGUGCAAAUCCUCAUCAAAAGCCAGCUCAAGCUUUUGUCACUGAAGGUGAAUUGCCAUUCAAAGUUUUGAGUGGCUCUCCAGGUUACAUCAACUUAUUAGAUGCCCUAAAUUCUUGGCCUUUAGUCAAGGAAUUAUCUGCGUCAUUGAAUUUGCCAGCUGCUGCAUCCUUCAAACAUGUUUCUCCAGCAGGUGCUGCCGUUGGUUUGCCAUUGUCAGAUGUUGAGAAGAAAAUCUACAUGGUUGACACUAUUGAAAACUUGUCUCCAUUAGCCAAUGCUUAUGCAAGAGCAAGAGGUGCAGAUAGAAUGUCUUCAUUUGGUGAUUUCAUUGCGUUGUCAAACAUUGUUGACUUACCAACAGCUCAAAUCAUCUCAAAGGAAGUUUCCGAUGGUGUUAUUGCCCCAGGAUAUGAGCCAGAAGCUUUGGAACUAUUGAAGGCCAAGAAGAAGGGUAAGUAUUGUGUCUUACAAAUUGAUCCAAACUACAAUCCUCCUUCAAUGGAAAAGAGACAAGUUUAUGGUAUCACUCUGGAACAAAAGAGAAAUGAUGCGAUUUUCAAUUCCUCAACCUUCAAAGAAUUCACCUCCAAAAACACAAACUUAACUGAUCAAGCAGCAAUCGAUUUGACUGUUGCUACGAUCGUCCUCAAAUACACACAAUCAAACUCUGUUUGUUAUGCCAAGAAUGGUAUGGUUAUUGGUUUAGGUGCGGGUCAACAAUCAAGAAUCCACUGUACUAGAUUGGCGGGCGAUAAGGCCGACAACUGGUGGUUGAGACAACAUCCUAGAGUGUUGGGUUUCCAAUGGGCUAAGGGCGUUAAGAGACCUGAAAAAUCAAAUGCAAUUGAUUUGUACGUAUCAAACCAAAUUCCUACAAGUGAGCCUGAGAAAUCCGAAUUUGAAUCCAAGUUCGAAGUUGUUCCAACUCCAUUGACUUUGGAAGAGAGAAGAGAAUGGUUGGACAAGUUGACCGACGUUUCUCUAUCCUCUGAUGCAUUCUUCCCAUUCCCUGAUAAUGUUUAUAGAGCUGUUAGAUCUGGUGUCAAAUACAUUGCUGCUCCUUCAGGUUCCGUCAUGGACAGAGCCGUCUUUGAUGCUGCAGAUGCUCAUGAUGUCGUUUACCUUGAGAACCCAAUCAGAUUGUUCCAUCACUAG
Messenger RNA from Pichia kudriavzevii, 1776 nucleotides. RefSeq lists its product as uncharacterized. The record is from RefSeq and is a predicted model, not a curated record. Gene Ontology annotation, cellular component: cytosol. NCBI's taxonomy places the organism in Eukaryota, Fungi, Ascomycota, Pichiomycetes, Pichiales, Pichiaceae. Gene Ontology annotation, biological process: 'de novo' IMP biosynthetic process. The coding region runs from base 1 to 1776 and encodes 591 amino acids. Gene Ontology annotation, molecular function: IMP cyclohydrolase activity; phosphoribosylaminoimidazolecarboxamide formyltransferase activity. The transcript has a single exon.